GUUCAGUGUGGCUGUUAGAUCAGUGCUACAAAAGCAGUACGCGGAUCGCUCCCGACUAAAGCCGAGAACGAGAACGUGCGGUGAAACACAGAGAGAUACUACGGUACGGUACAAGUUGCUAUGAAAUAAUGUGACUGAAGUUAAACAUCACUGUUCAUCAAUGUCACUGCCUAGUUUUUAAACAAAAAUGACGCACCAUUCCAAUAAUGAUUUAGGUCAGCCAUACAACUUAGCAUCACCAAGUUACACAAUAAUAAUUAGCAUGGUUGUAAAUAUUUUGUUAACGUUGCCUUUCGGACUACGUGGUGUUGAGUGCGCUGUGGUGCAGUUGUGGUCUGCCGUGGAUAUAGAACGCUCUGCUAUGGAUAUAGAAUGCAAUUUUAACGAUAUAUGGUCUAACAGCUCUGACAAUGAACUAAAAUUCUGCGAUGGUGAAAAUGGAACCAUGUCAUUCCCGACCGUUAUAGAAGGCGAACAAUUCUUUAUAGAUUGUAGAGUUCCGAAUGCGGAUUAUAUUGAAUGGUACAAAGAUGGAAUAUUACAAGUCUUUCCACCAUAUGAGGAUGAUGAUGAUGAUGGUGAACAGAAAUGUAACGAGCCGGAAGUGCUCAGUGGCAAUCAGGUACUGUAUUUUCAGCAACCGCAGACGUGUCAUAAUGGCAUUUACACAUGUGUGGCCAGAAAUAAUGCGACGCUUCAGUUUAUAUUCCGUAACAUAGAAGUUCAUGUAAAGCCUAUCAAACCUAAUGGUGAUCCAGUAGCUAAAUCGUGUCGGCUUGAUCAUCCCAUCUACGAACCGCACGAUAGCACAAACAUCUCGUGCAGUUUCUACGUUGGAGUUGAUAUCAAAUAUUAUUUUACUUGGAAAUACUUCAACAGUAGUGAUAGUCUGCUGUUUCUUGACACCGAAAAUGGUAUCCCUGCCUCAAACUCUGUAUUUAACGAGUACAGCAUACGUACCAGUAAUGAUUCGGCAACGGUCUCUUUGGAGGUGCUAGAUGUAGACAAAGGGGCGUUAACAACCUACAUGGCUCUUGUUAUAGUUGAUAACGUCAUAGUUAAUAAUACCCACAAACUUAAAUUUACUCCUCGAUAUUUUGAGUAUGUGCCACUGGUUAGUGUCAUUGGCUCUCUGGUCUUAUUGGGGCUUAGUUUUGCAAUCAUUUGGUAUUUUGUACACCUUGAUGUGCGUAUCUGGAUUAAGGAUCGUAAGUUCCAGCACAAUCCGGUUCAAGAUGAAGGGUACUGGGAUGCUUUCCUGUCGUAUAGCGGCUCCGAAGAUGAUCGGAAGUUUGCCUUGGAAGAGGUCUGGUCUCAACUUCGGAAUAACUCGUAUUCAGUUUGUUUUCCAGAUAUUCACUUUUUACCUGGUGCUGCUUAUCUGGAUGAAUAUGUUAAACAUAUAAAACGCAGUAAUUACUGUAUACUGGUGUUGACAAAGAAUCUGAAGUCUAGUCAACACUGGGAUUUCCAGUUCUCAAUCAUAAUGGAAGAAUUCAGUGUCCGCAAUAUUAAAGUGAUUCCCGUUGCUUUUGGUGAUGUAUCGGUAACAGAACUGUUUGGACAACGUGAUGAUCUAGAUCAUAUACUAAGAGUAGUUGAUGUCAUACGCUGGAAAGAAAACCUAUCGGCGAGAUCGAAGAGAAUUUGUUGGAAAAGAUUGUGUUUAGCGAUGCCUCCAAAACCAAAAGGAGGGAAACCGUCAGUUGUUGAUCAAAAUAUCGUUCUUGAAAAUGUUGAAGUUAGAGUCAUGUAAACGAAUAAAUAAUUAUUUAUUUUUAAAUAGACCAGUAUCUUUAAAGCAGGGUGCACACUGACGUUGAAAAAAAAACUGGGUCGGAUACCACAACGCUGUGAGACGCACGCGGUGGGCCGGGUCGAUUUCAACAACCACACAAACUGCCAACCGACAAUUGCACGAUUCCGCUUUACAAACUCCGUCCAUAACUGUUGCCUUCAAACGGCCAUGUAAACGUACAUGAAGGCUUAUUUGUGGGACAAGCGCAUAGUUCUUGCCCUGUUCUGCUUGGUCAGUUAUUGUGUUUUAUUGACACUACAUAGUUUCAUCAAAAGAAGGAAUCGCGUCAUCAAGCGAUCACACAGUACGGAUUGAUUCUCCGGCCCAAGGUCGAUAGAUCCUCGGCGGACAAAGUGUGUGCCCGGCUUUAAGAAAAAGAAACAAAACAUUAUUUGGUUUCAUACAUUUAUUCAGAAACAUGUUUAAAGACAUUUUUUUUGUCAAUUUGAUUAAAAAUCCAAAUUUGUUUUCUCAUUUUCACAUUAUCAGCACAUUAUAUUCACAAUCAUUCACAUUUUAAUUUUUGAAUAAAUUCAUCUGGUUUCAUAAAUAUUUUUUGAAUGAUUUUCUUUUAUUUAACCAGUAGAAACUUGUUACUAACCUGCAAUGCUUCAGAUGCACUUCGGCUAUCCUUUCUCAAGCAUUGAUUCUAAUGCUGGUCAACACCGCUAUAUACGCGAUGUACGCCUUCAGUCAGUAGGUUAGUUUUCUUGGUCUUAGACCUUGCGCCCCGCACCUGAUGUUCUGGAAAUCAGUAGGUUAUCAUAAAGGUGAGAAAGUUCAUGUGAUCCCGUAUCCCUGUUUAUUACUUGUUCGGUUUUCCUAAUCCAAAUGCUUUCUUUAACUUGUCUUUGAAAGACCUUAAGUUCACUAUCAAGAACAUUAUGUUAUCCCAAUCUUGGAUGUGGUUAAAAUAAAUGUCAUGAUCUGUAUUAGCUGAUUUAUGAGGUUCGGUGGAUGUAGAGGCUCUUGCUAAUUUGGUGCGGAUACCUGGCAUGUGUUUUUUCACAUCUAUUUUUAGAACAUAAAAUAGAUUUGAAAAAACACAUAUCCGUAUAAAUUGUUGUCAAAUAUCAUGUUUAAUCUUCCGUUUAAAGUCUCCAAUCAUUAAUAGGUCAUGGGUAAAUGAGCCAAUCCAGACAGCUUUACUUUUUUUUUACUAUUCAUUUUUUGUCUGGAAGCAGAGAAAUUGUUUAAUCAGAAAAAAAAAAUAGGCCUAGUAGGCUAAUUUUUACGUUUACCUAGAAAAAUGGUAAAAAUGAGAGUCCACCUAUAAAACACAUGUGAGAAACACAGAGUAGAAUUAUCUUUAUAUUUCUCUGCAUGAUUGUGUAAAAUGUCAUCCUCUAAGUUAGUUACGACGACCCCUCAGUUUGAGAAGGUAUUUGGACGAUAUUUGUAUCUCGGGCGUAUAUAAUACAUUUCACCGUCGGAAUUCAAACUUUUUGAUACAUUUCAUGGACUUGAUACUGCAUCUCUGGCUAAAAACGAAACCAAAUGCAGGGGUACCGCUAAUCUUACAGAUAAUACCAUUUUAUGAGGUUUUAAAUGUUCGUCAAAAGCUUAUUUCCCCGAAUUUAAAAUUGCGUACAUUCAUAGGCCUACUAAAAUUUUAGUAGCUUAAUUGCAGAAGUAAAUUCGUGUUUUUCGGAUGAUCCGCACAAAAGAACAUGAUUUUAAAAAUCUAAAAUUUGCACCGGUAUGUCGCGCGUAUAAGACGAGCUCCUGUUUUUCGAUCGUAAUAUACUAUUUUAAGCCUCGUCUUCAUAUACACGAGUAUAUGGUAUGCAAUCCAGUGUAGCAUAGUGGCUUAUAAUUCAAUAAUACAUAGAGGAUGUGUAUAUGCUUUGCAUUACCUUUUCUUGGUUUAAAGAAACCGUGAUCAUCUCAUUUAAUCGUUCAGCUUGGUAUUUUAAAUAUUUAGUCCAAAGAUUAUUUAUUCUUUUCAGAGUUUAAAUGAUUAUUUUAAAUGAUUUAUCUUACUUUGUAUUUCCUUACAAACAAUGACAGAUAAAGAAAGGAGAAAGUAGUUUCCUUUUUUUGUUUUACCUCUUCGUUUCUCUUCCUAUGUUCUUUAAAUGGUUAGGUCUAUAUCAGGACCACAUGGAGAAAAAAAUAAAACCUUAAUGAGUCAUCCUUA
Anneissia japonica is the source of this 3938-nucleotide messenger RNA. RefSeq lists its product as uncharacterized. The transcript has 8 exons. Gene Ontology annotation, biological process: signal transduction. The coding region runs from base 188 to 1756 and encodes 522 amino acids. NCBI's taxonomy places the organism in Eukaryota, Metazoa, Echinodermata, Crinoidea, Comatulida, Comatulidae. The record is from RefSeq and is a predicted model, not a curated record.